AUGGCAUUGCUACCCGAUCUUGAUAUACGAACUGUUUUGAAUGUUGUAGAGGAAAACUUUGAAAGGCAUCAUUUGAAAACCUAUGCCCUUCGCAUGAUUUAUACAGGUGAACAUACUAUGACUAAACAGGAGAUCAUACAACAAUUUGAGCAGACAAUCCAUGAUGUGAAUGCUAGUUACUGUGAAAUAAAUGUUCAUGGCUUAUUACUCGUGUAUGAUAGUUAUUUUGUUCAUAUUGUUGAGGGCUCUGAAGACACAGUGUAUAGACAUUUAAGGUUCCUAUUUCAACGUGAAUUGUCGUGGAUAGAGUAUAUGAAAAAGCAAGAUGAGGAAGCGGCCAAUACUGAUGAUGAGGAAGAAGGUAUAAAGCUGCUUGAAGAGCCAGAAGAAACAAUUGAGAGGAGAAUGUUUAAGCGUUUGAAGAUGUUAGUGACAUACCAUUCUAUAACGAAGCGCUUCUUCGACGGUUGGCGAGCGGUGACGGCCCGGCCGCCAUCUCUGGUUGGAAAGCUUGAUGUCUAUGGCCCGCUGUCUGAGCAUGUUGAACAAUUGCGAAUUUGUCUUGAUAAGAUAAGCAAGUUCUGUGCGCUUGCUCAAGCUGAUGAAGAGCUAUCAUUUACUGGUUUGAGUGCAAAUGAUCCAAAAAUGGAAGCUUUACCUGAAGUGACUUUAUUGGAUUAUUUGCUCCAAUCCCAGCACAUACUGGAUCUUCGCCACGUAGUGCAUUUACAUAGGCGAGUCGAUGACUAUGCGUUCUAUUUUGAGAAAGUGUGGCCGCUACCAUCACACUUCACACCACGUCUCCUUUACAAGUUGAAAAUUGACGAUUCAUUUGUCGAGCCAUUACCGGUUAUGCCGUGGGAAUUAGUAAAGAAAGAAGUUGCAGAAGAUGAGGAAAGAGAAGAACAGAGUGGAAGUUCGUCUAGUGAUUGAGGCUUUUAGUAGUUUAGUUUAUAAUUUAGUUUGUACAGAAAAGGCUAUCAAAUUGCAUUAUUUUAACAAUGUGUGAACGUCCAAUCAUGUGAAAAAAUAUGUAAUGAAUAAUAAACGAUAUCCUCUAUUAGUAUGGCACAA
Messenger RNA from Zerene cesonia (dogface butterfly), 1074 nucleotides. Its product is annotated as testis-expressed protein 47-like. Lineage: Eukaryota; Metazoa; Arthropoda; Insecta; Lepidoptera; Pieridae. The record is from RefSeq and is a predicted model, not a curated record. The transcript has 6 exons. Bases 1 to 933 code for a protein of 310 amino acids.